CCUCAGCAGGAAGUGAGCAGAGUCCAGACAAACUAAACUAUCAAAACAAACUGACAGCUCCGCGUCCAUCAUCUCUGCUGAAAACCGGGUCCCAGCAUCACCACCAUGGACGGUGUGCCGACGCCUCUGCGGUGCUUCAGUGAGCGCCAUUCCGCAGAGAUGUUCGUGGAUGACGCCGUGGAGACGGUGACUUCGGUGGAGCAGAAAAAAGUGGAACGCAGCAUUGAAGAAGUCAUCACUGUUUACAAGCAAAUACACAGCUUACCACAGCCGACGUUGUUGCGGGAACAACACUACCAAUAUCUCAAGAAGGGCUUACGUCACUUAUCAGAUGCCUAUGAGUGUCUGGAUGCUAGCAGACCGUGGCUUUGCUUCUGGAUUCUUCACAGUCUGGAGUUACUAGAGGAGCCCAUUCCUGCUGCUGUCGCCUCUGAUGUGUGUCAGUUUCUGGCUCGUUGUCAGAGCCCAACAGGCGGUUUCGCCGGGGGACCAGCACAACAUGCCCACCUCGCUCCUACCUAUGCUGCUGUCAACGCCCUCUGUAUCAUCGGCACAGAAGAGGCCUAUAAUAUUAUAGACAGGGAGAAGCUGUUAGAUUUCCUAAUGUCAGUGAAACAGCCAGAUGGCUCGUUUGUGAUGCACGUCGGAGGGGAGGUGGAUGUCAGGAGUGCGUACUGUGCAGCCUCUGUAGCGUCGCUCACAAACAUCAUCACACCUAAACUGUUUGAGAACACGACCAACUGGAUCCUCAGCUGUCAGAACUGGGAGGGCGGUCUGAGCGGAGUGCCGGGUUUGGAGGCUCACGGUGGCUACACUUUCUGUGGCACGGCCGCACUCGUCAUCCUGGGCAAAGAACAUAUGCUGGACCUCAAAGCGUUGCUGCGGUGGGUGGUCAGCAGACAGAUGCGAUUCGAGGGAGGCUUCCAGGGCCGCUGUAAUAAACUGGUGGACGGCUGCUACUCUUUCUGGCAGGCAGGACUUCUGCCUCUACUCCACAGAGCCUUAUUCAAAGAAGGAGAGUCGGAGCUGAGUCGGCAGCGGUGGAUGUUCGAGCAGCAGGCCUUGCAGGAGUACAUCCUCCUGUGCUGUCAGAACCCAACAGGGGGCCUUUUGGAUAAGCCUGGCAAAUCCAGAGAUUUUUACCACACGUGUUACUGCCUGAGCGGACUCUCCAUAGCGCAGCACUUUGGAAACAUGGACCUUCAUCAUGAGAUGAUCCUCGGCAGGGAGGAGAACAGAUUGGCUCCAACUCAUCCAGUUUACAACAUUUGUCCAGAGAAAGUGGCUCAGGCCCUGCAGCACUUUCUCCGCCUGCCCGUCCCGGACGACAACAGACAGCCAGGAGCCUCUGCUGACGACAGACUGUCGGACCCCGCCACUACCUCUGGUCCAGAGGACCAUCAGUCCUAGUUAGUCAUCAGUGGAGACGUCACUGUGUGUGAACCAGCCGCCUCCGGGGAACGGGCUCAAACCAGCGAACAGCAGUCAGCAGUCUGAUGUAGUCGAGCCCUAAAAUAACGGUCAGAGGGUCGGCCGUUGGUAGAAAUGAAGGCUGGAGUUUAGGAGGAGUUUGCCUGAAUAAAGGUCAACAGUUGUGUGCGGGCAGCUUAGCAUUCAGCUGAUUUUUUUGUUUGCAAUGCCUAAUGUUUUGAUUCUCUGAAAUAAAAGGGAAAGUUGGUAA
Molecule: messenger RNA, 1681 nt
Organism: Plectropomus leopardus (leopard coralgrouper)
Lineage: Eukaryota; Metazoa; Chordata; Actinopteri; Perciformes; Serranidae
Gene: fntb
Product: farnesyltransferase, CAAX box, subunit beta
Biological process (GO): protein farnesylation
Cellular component (GO): protein farnesyltransferase complex
Molecular function (GO): protein farnesyltransferase activity
Source: RefSeq, a predicted model, not a curated record